CUUAUCUUAUCAACCUACUGUUAAUAAACUCACUAAAACAAUAAAGACCCAGAUUUAAUUUUAACUCGCUUUACUGGCCUGCUUUAGCAAUGGCUAAAGGUGAUAGCUUGGAAAAAUAUUAAUCAGAGUCAGCUAUUUAAAGUCAGACAUGUUUUUUGGCAGUUUCUUCAGGAAAGUUCAUCUAACAGCCAUCAACCAUGAAGAUUCUUAGAUACCUCCUGGUUUACCGAAGGUUCCUGCUCAUUGUCCUCACCCCACUGCUUUUACUUCCACUUCCACUUAUCAUCAAAACCAAAGAAGCAGAAUGUGCAUACACAUUGUUUGUAAUUGCCAUCUUUUGGCUCACAGAAGCUUUGCCACUGGCUGUUUCAGCUUUGCUUCCUGCCUUUAUGUUCCCGUUGUUUGGUAUAAUGGGAUCCAAGCAGGUAGCAUCUGCUUAUUUUAAAGACUUUCAUCUGCUGCUGAUUGGAGUAAUUUGUUUGGCAACAUCAAUAGAAAAAUGGAAUCUUCACAAAAGAGUGGCUUUAAAAAUGGUGAUGCUGGUGGGUGUCAACCCUGCAUGGCUUAUGCUGGGUUUCAUGGUUAGCUGUGCUUUCUUGUCAAUGUGGCUGAGCAACACCUCUGCUGCUGCCAUGGUGAUGCCAAUCGUAGAAGCUGUAGCCCAGCAGAUCAUCAGAGCUGAAGCAGAAGCUGAUGAGCUGGAGAUGUCCUGCUCUAAUGGCUCCACCAACCCAGCACUGGAGCUGGACGAAAAUAUAGGAGAAUAUGAAAACCCAGAUUGGAAAGAGAAAGAAAAACAAGUUAACGGAUAUAACAACAAUGUGGGCAGUACUGCAUGCACAGUUGAAAAGGAAAAUGAAAAAGGAAAUGAACAGCAGAACCUACCACCUACUGAAGCAGAGAGAAAAAGCAGAAAGGACAAAUACAGUGGGAUUUUCAAAGUGAUGUGCUUAUGUGUGGCUUAUUCUGCUACCAUUGGAGGACUGACAACAAUCACAGGAACAUCGACUAAUCUGAUUUUUACUGAGCACUUCAAUUCACGUUACCCAGGUUGCCAGUGCAUCAAUUUUGGAUCCUGGUUUAUCCUUUCCAUCCCCAUUGCAGUUAUUAUCUUGCUGCUAUCCUGGGUCUGGCUCCAGUGGCUUUUUCUUGGGUUUGAUUUUAAAAACAUGUUUAGGUGUGGCAAGAAGAAAACAGCUAGAGAAGAGGCCUCAUCAAAGGUGAUUCAGGAGGAGUACAAGAAACUUGGACCAAUUAGCUACCCAGAAACUGUUACACUUGUCCUGUUCAUUCUAAUGACCCUCCUGUGGUUCACCAGAGAUCCUGGCUUCAUCCCAGGAUGGUCUUCACUUUUCCCAAAGUAUAAAAGCUAUAUUACGGAUUCAACAGCUGCCUUAGCAAUAGGCCUCCUGUUCUUUAUUAUUCCAGCAAAAACUUUGCCUAGGACAUCGAAUGGAGAAAACACUGUUUUUGAUUACACUCCCCUGAUUACUUGGAAGGAAUUUCAGUCAUGCAUGCCCUGGGAAAUAGCUAUUCUUGUUGGUGGCGGGUUUGCACUGGCAGACGGCUGCGAGGUUUCAAAACUUUCUGAGUGGGUAGCAAGUAAAUUGACCCCUCUAGGAUCAUUACCCUUGUGGCUGGUAAUCCUGAUAUCCUGCCUUAUUGUCACUUCAGUAACAGAAGUAGCCAGCAACCCAGCUACUAUUACGAUCUUUUUGCCCAUACUUUCUCCUUUGGCUGAAGCCAUUCAUGUGAAUCCACUUUUCAUUUUGAUACCUGCUACCUUGUGUACUUCCUUUGCAUUCCUGCUUCCUGUAGCAAACCCAGCCAAUGCCAUUGUGUUUUCAUAUGGUCAUUUAACUAUUAUGGACAUGGUGAAAGCUGGCUUGGGCAUUAACAUCAUCGGAGUUGCUGUAGUUAUGCUUGCAAUUAUGACGUGGAUAGUGCCUAUAUUUGAUCUCUAUACUUACCCAAGCUGGGCACCCAACAUUCCAACUACAAAUGGCACUGGGCUGUAAAAAAAAAACCAACAAAAAACAGUUUCUUUUUUUUCUCACAUGUGGUGAGUCACUUAAAAUGCUUUCAGUCACCACAAUGAUAAGGAUCUACAUUACUAUAAAUGCUGUAUCUCACAGUCCCAGAGACUGAUGAUCCAGUCUGAGAGUCUAAUCAGGAAGAGUGCUAGACUUUCUAAAGAUCAUAGUUAGAUCAGGUUUCUAAUCUAGUUCAGCUAGUCUGAAUUUUUAUAUCUUCAUGUUAUGAAGGUAAAAAUAAAUGUGCAUAGCCAUUAUCACUGGCAAUUCCCCCCCAUUCUCAGGGUAGCAAAAUAACAAAAUUUAGAUUUUAUUACUUCAAAUACAAAUCCUUGUUAUUACUUAUUUGGGGGUUGUCAGAGAGCAUGCUGGUUUUCUAUAUUCAAGCUCUGUUUGGAACUGUGUUGAUCAAAAACAAAAGAUCAGGGAGGGGACUGUCUUGAACCCAUAGUUUACAGACCAGUAAAAAAUGGAGAAGAGCGGCAUGGCCACUUACACAGCACUUUAUCUAUUAAGCACCUUGUAACCUGGAAGGAGAAUGCAUUCUUAAGCAUAUGUUUAGCCUACAUCCUCCCAGGACCUCACUAAAAUAUGUUGUUGCUCUUGUUAAAAAAAAUUAAAAAAUAUCUAUUUUUCUGGAUAGACAUAUGUUGAUAGAUCUGAGCUGAUCUGUACAAAUGGAGACUAAAUUAUCAUCAUACCUCUCUGCCAAAAGUAAAUAUAUCCCCUUCAGGAAUGAAACCAUAAGUCAGAGAUGAAGAUUUAACAGUCAGUCAAGUACAUCUUCACCAGAAGGCUCAUGAUAUCUGCAGGAUAGGUGGCAGUUUAAGGUUACUAGACUGUGUUAAUAUUGUAAUGUUCUAAACACAAAACAGUGCAAUGUGGUCAGAAUGUAAGCUGGAGUUCAAAGAUAUCUUCAAAUGAUGUUCUAUUUGGUUGUUACACGUUUUUCACCGUAAAGACUAUAGUCUUACCUGUUGUGAAGAUCCAUGAAAAUUUGCACAAAGCAUGUAAUUAGUAGUCUGAAUGAAAUCUGGAUGUAUUUAGAUUGGAUCAUGCCUUAGGAUGCCUGUAUGACAGUAGUAAACAUCAAUCUGUCUUUUAAAGAUAGUGCCCAUUUUUCCUAACAACAACAACAACAAAUGCUUUUGGUUUUUGAUUAAUGGUUUACAUUUAUUUUUGGUAGUGUGUAUUUAGAGAUGUCAGUCAUGACCUCUGUAAUGCCAGAAUGCAGUGUAUAACAUUGUUGCAUAUGUAGUUAGUUUCCUGUAGCUAUGAGUUGCAGGUUCAGCUGCAGUGAAUUAUUAAAGAAGCACUUUAAGUUCUGUGUAAGUAUUGAAGUAAGUACUGGUGCAUGUCACCACACUUUUAGCAGUUGAUUGAGGCUGCUAUCACAAUUUUUUAUAGAGUGGCAAAACAGGACUAUGACCGUCACUGGGCAGUCAAGAGCUGCCACUAUACAAAUAGUGUUUAUUGAUCUCCUGCAGUAAUGGUUAUAAUAACAGAUAUACAACACUUGGCCAAUGAAGUGAGGUACCAGAGGGAAAUGCUGAUACCAGUAACUAAUCCAAGAUACAAACCCUGGAUUAUAUUAUAUGGUAUUUUCCCAGAAGCAUGUGCAGUGCAGGAGCUCGUGGCUUGUUCGGGCCUUUGGUUCUGCAGGCAAAGAGUGCUCUUACUUUCUUUAAGUUAUCACCUUCCAAUUUAGUCAGUAAUUUCCCGAUUAUUCAAGAGCAGUGGAAAGAGUGAAUAACAGCAUUUCAAGUGGAAGGGAUCUCAGAAGCAUCCAGUCUUGCUCGAAACAAGGUUAUUACUCUGCUCAGAUCAGGUUGCUCAGGGAUUUGUCUAGACAUCUUGAAACUCUCCAACAUGAAACCCAACAUGCACAAUUUCCCUGACUGAUGUUCUCCAGUGCUUUACUGUCCUUGUGGCGAAAUAUUUUAUCUUUAAACAAAUAAGCAAACAUUAGUUUCAGGAUAAUAAACUCAUUAUUCUCCCUUUUAUUUGGGAUAGAUUAUUUUCUCUUUGAAAAACUGGUUUUUUUUUACUUUUUCAUGAACCACAAAAAAGGGGAGACAGUUCUCUUUGUGGCCUUAUGUUCACCACUCCCACUGGAUGUGAUAUUUUUACAGGUCUGCUCUGAAAAGGCUUACAAUCAUGUGGCAACUGUUGUUUAGCCAAAGGAAAUCUCUUAACUGCUUCUGAGCUGCCCCUGACUUUUAUUAAUUUUCCCAGUACAGAAUUGGCUGUUAUAACCUUAGCCUUGAAUAUGAUGAUGAGGUCUACAGGGGUCCAUGAAAGCACUUCUCCAUUAAAUCAGGUUUUGACACCAGUAUUCUCUCUUCAAGUUGCAUAUCUUCAUGGAAGAAAAUAACCAUUUUGCACCAGUUAUGAGAACUCUUGUCCACCAUCACAAGUGAUACAGUUUUGUGUCAGUUGAUUUUCAGCAGUUCAUUUACGUUAUUUUCUGAAUUAUUCAUAGAAUCAGUAUGACAACAAAGGCCUGACAUGUCUGAACCCUCAUGCCAUUCUGUCACAGAAUUUCCCUAAACUCUUUUUUCAGGGCAUAAAUUAUGGUUAAGUAUCUUAUUAAAGAAGAAAAAAGAGUAGAAUUGUUUAAUGAAGGAUGUGUUUUCAAAAACUACUGUGACUAAAAUUGGUGUAUGCAGUGGAUAAUACACAAAGAGACAAGGGAGUGAUUUGUAAAGUUGCUCAUCUCUUGGACCUCAUGUUUUUAUAAUUUGUUGAAAUGAAAUGCAGAUUUAUAUAUAAACUGACUUUCAGCAAUCAGCGUCUUACUUGUGUCAUGAUGUACUAAGUUAGUGACAAAAGUAAAUGAUUAAGCAUGAUGUUUUUGGAGACUGUAUCCUGCAAGUAAGCCAGUUAUGAACAAUCAAGUUGGUAGUACUAGGAAAAUAGGGUCUCAGCAGGAUUUUUGACUUGUUUUCCAGUAGUUUAAGGAUGGGUCAGAUGCAACGUUUGAGAUUAUUUGUUAUUAUUACUAACUUAUUUUUAAAGCUUUUAGGAAUGUUUUAAGUACAAAUUAACAACCCUGCAGUGCAGGGAUGAAUAUUGAUAUUAUACUCCCCACCUGAGAGCACUGAAAUGGAGGAAAAAGAAUUUCAGAGUGUGGAGAUCUGGGUACCCAAGGAGUGGAUUUAGCUUGGACUGCAGGCACAGAUCACUGUACUGAGCACCAGCAGAAACACACUCUUCAUAUGUUUCUAUUAUAUUCCUUGCUUUGACCAGAUUUUUUUUAGGACAAAUGGUGGAAAUGCACCUACAAUUAUUUUAAGAGUUGAUUAAUAUAUAAUGGCAUUAACUAUUUGUAAAUUGCUCUGUUCAUAAUUUCCAUAUAAAAGUUUUUUUUUUCUUUGAAUCAGAUGAGUCUAAUUAGUUUACUGUAAUAGUAUAUAAGUAAUAUUUGUGACUUACUAUUUAUUUGUGAUCUCAUUCCUGAUGAAUUAAAAGGAGUUUUAGUUAUGUACUUCACUGAGGUACGUGCCAGGUCUUCUCCUUUUCUAUGGCUAUGCUGUAUUUAGUGUAUUUUCACUUUAUUUGGAAGAAGUGCCUUUAGAUUACGAGAAACCUCAAACCAUGGAAAAUUCUUCUUGACUUUUGUAUUUUACAAUGAGGCAAUCAGAUCAAUCUUGAAGCAUGAAUCCCUUUUGUACUUUUAAAAUGAAAUGACUGUGUUUGUUUCCUGCCAGGGUCUAGCUUGUUUAAAACCAACCAGGCUAUAGCUCAAGGGCUCACUGAAGAGCAGUGCAGCACAGCAACUCAGAAGAGUGUAGCAAAAAAGAUCCCAGCUCUUACAACUCUUUGAUUAGGUGAAGACACCAAACCACCUCACAUGUGAAUAACAGUGACAAGUGCACUCUUGCAUGUUAUGUGCAGCUGCUGGCAGGACUGGAAGGCUUCUAGUGACCCCUUAGAUGUCCAGAGGUCUAGUCCUGCCCCUCUCCUGCCCUGCCCUUGGCAGCCCACAGUAGGUUGCCACUUUCUCUGAUGGUGACACCCGACUGCCCCAGAGCACCUGAGCGUGGUCAGGCCUGCACAUAGAUCAGUUUGCAGCUAUUAGUCAGAAAUGAUAACUUCAGUUAUCAGCAUAGUUCUUUGUCUCUGCAAACUUCAUUUGAUGGUUUAUGGUUUUAACAAUCACUUGAACUGAAUUCUUAUCAGUGUUAUUCCCUAACACUUUUGCCUUUUGUGCUUAGAAGCCUAUGUAUGUUUUUUUACCUGCACAAUGUUCAGUUUCUGUACAACUUUCAUUUAAAAUACAAAUCUGCUAUGUUUAAAAUAAAUAUUUUGUGACUUCUG
Molecule: messenger RNA, 6353 nt
Organism: Parus major (Great Tit)
Lineage: Eukaryota; Metazoa; Chordata; Aves; Passeriformes; Paridae
Gene: SLC13A1
Product: solute carrier family 13 member 1
Exons: 15
Coding region: 198-2018 (606 amino acids)
Biological process (GO): monoatomic anion transmembrane transport
Cellular component (GO): membrane
Molecular function (GO): sodium:sulfate symporter activity
Source: RefSeq, a predicted model, not a curated record